Messenger RNA from Sodiomyces alkalinus F11, 6297 nucleotides. RefSeq names its product helicase SEN1. NCBI's taxonomy places the organism in Eukaryota, Fungi, Ascomycota, Sordariomycetes, Glomerellales, Plectosphaerellaceae. The transcript has 2 exons. Bases 1 to 6297 code for a protein of 2098 amino acids. The record is from RefSeq and is a predicted model, not a curated record. Gene Ontology annotation, biological process: termination of RNA polymerase II transcription. Gene Ontology annotation, molecular function: helicase activity; transcription termination site sequence-specific DNA binding. Gene Ontology annotation, cellular component: nuclear body.
AUGGAAUUCGACAAAGUUGACGACCUGGUCGAAGACUAUUUCAAGAAAUUUCGAAGGAUACCGGCAAGCGUCCAUUUGCUCUGUGCCAAAGUCGACGACGAUGACGUGGAGGACUACGACGACCUGACACAAGAUGGCCUGGACAUCUCACUUGACGAGAAAAAGAAGAGGGUAGAAGAUGCCACGGUCCGAUUAGAUCUUGCCUACUGGACGAGCCUCUUGACGGCCUAUCCCAAGGACAAGGCGGGCGUCUGGCUGGAUCAAUGGAACGACAGAAUGUCCACGGCCUUGCACGACUGCGACAAAUGCGUAGUGAACUGGCACAUGCACCGCAAGGAAUAUCUUCAAAAAUUCGCUGCCAAAUGGGAUGACCAGGUAGCCCACCAGCUGGAAAAUAACCUGCACCGAUACGAUUUUGCGAGGAUCAAUGAGGGCUUGAACUGGGCGAAAGAAAUCAUCGAGACAUUGGAGGAGACGGAAGGCCGGGCUUUCUCGCGUGCCGACCUUGGAGACGAAUCGGGCCGCGUGCUCCUAACCAUUUUCGAAGCCCUCUGCUGCAUGGCCUAUCUUAGCGACCCCCAGCGGCGGAUGCUUUUCCAGGUCGUCUUCGAGCGAUUAUCGAGCAAGAAACCCCUGAAGCUCGGGGACAACGUACUCCUUCCGGCCAUGACGUAUUUCUUGUUCGAGAAAGACCCGACCCGCCACCGCUUCGCCGUCAAGUCCUGGGAACGGAUCGCCCCAAAGUCGGUCAGGCAACAGCAGUUCGACUGGGCCAUCCGCGACCACCUAGUGCCCAUCCUCGAGAAGGCGGCCAUGUGGGACCCCAACCACGUCGACCACUACCCCGACGUCCAGCAGUUUUGGGAGGGCAUCAACUUCAUCCUCAAGGCCCUGGGCGGAGAAGUCAUGCUGCGCGGCAUCCGCAGCCUCGACACGCAACCGCGGUUCGGCGACUUGUUGUUCAGCCACAUCCACUGCAGAUCCGAGGCGAUCCUGCUCUAUGUCAUCCAGGCCCUGUCCACCAUCCUGAAGACGGCCCCGCAAGUCAUUCGCGACACCAUCAACGACGCACGCUCGUUCGUCGUCGUCGAGCAGAUUUUCAUGACUCCGUUGAUCCGGCGACUCCUUGCCCAGUCCGUAGCCUUCGCGAUGCAGUCGCCCGACUCCGAUUCCAGCCACGCGGAAUGCGCCACCAUUUCUUGGAUAGAUACAUGGAUUCGCUCGCUUCAGCUCUCCGAGAAGAGUGACGCCUGCGGCCUCCUUCUCCGCCUGCUGUUCACCAGGGAGCUUGUGAAUCCCGAACUGGGCGAGGUGGGGAGGGCUGCGUGCAUCCGGGCCGGACUAGAUGCCCUUGAACACGUCCUGCAGUCCUUCCUGGACCCUUCCGUAAACCUCACCUCCAGUACCAUAUCCGUAUGGGUGAACUCGACGCUCAACGAGACCCUGAGCUACCGUGACAUUAUCAAGGAGGCCUUUCGUAGCGAGUCCCAGGCUUCGUGCGCCCUGGGUGUCCACCGCGCCUCCAUGAGAGUCAUCAAGGCCGCCCUGAGCUUGGACUCCAGGGUUAUGUCUGCGGAGCAUCAGAAGCUGCGCUUGGAAGACGCCGAGGACCUCCAAAAGAAGGGCACCUCCUCGUCCUCCUCGCGACUGCUCCAACAGGCCGUGCUGCGAGACUCGCCGGCGCUUUGGAAGGCCUUCUCUGACCUUCUCGAGCCUGGCAGGAUGCUUCUCGCCCAGAACAUGGUUCUCGCCAUGGGACCGUUGAUCAAGCUCGACAGGUUCCGAGCUAGGCGCAAGGAACCCGACUCCAUCGACCAGGUGCGCAAGCGCCUCAACGACGAACUGCAGAAGACGGCUGGGGCCUGCGGCGGCGUUAUGCAGCUCCUUUGCGACUUCACCAGGGACGACCUCAGCAACCUCCUCUACCAGGGACAGCUCAUCCGGCCCGUGCUGGCACUCAAUCUCCACGCCGAGGAGGAGCUCCGCGACGCCAGCAAGGAGGUGGUCAAGACGUUGACCGAGGAGUUCUCGCACUCGGAAGCCCUGCUCGAGUUGCUCCGAAGUCGUCUGGAGUACACCCUCGCUUCGCUCAACUUCGGCGUUCGGCAACUCGUCGAGUCGAAGAUUCUGACGUGGGGCUCCGCCAUUCCCGUCAUCACGACGGGCCGCAACGUUCUCAGCGCCCUCUCCGACUCGACGUCGGGAAUCCUUCGUUCUCGCGAGCUCGACGCCGGCGAAGACGCCGCGCUCUCGACCUGGUGGAAGACGCAGUGGGCGUACAUAAGAAGAGCCUUCGAAACCAUCGGGUCGCACUGGCAUCGCGAGGUCGAGGUCAAGGUCAUGGAAGACUUUUGUCGCGAUACCAUCGAGUUAGCCGACAGCCUCGCCGCGCAAUGCGGGACUAUCGCCUCGGCUCUGCAGCCGGACCGGCGACGGAGCCAGCCGGCCGAGGGGGGCCGCCGUGACGACAGCCUCCAGUCGCGGAUGCACAUGUUACUGGGCGACCCGAAGGGCCAUCUCACCCCUAUCGUCUACAUGAUUCGUCUCCGGGACAAAUACCUAGUCGACGUCACCGUAAAGGUGGUGGCCAGGCUGCUGACGAGGCUUCGGGAGAACGACCACGAGAUUCCCCUCGAGCCGAGGAACAUGAUCCGGUCCAUCUGCAUCAAGGGCCCGGAUGGCCGGUAUGGUGUCCCUUCCAACGCCAACGACCAGCAACGAGCCGAGCUGCUCAAGGCCCUGGGCGAGGAUGACGAGUUGCAGGUUGUUCCCAUCCUGCCUUCGCAGCAGCAGCAGCAGCAGCAGCAGCAGUUGAAGAAGAAGCAAAGCACCAUCGACGCCUGGUCGAAAUCUGCCUCCUCGUCGGCGGCGUCGAAACCGAGGUCAAAUAAGGACGAUGUCCUGGAGAUGAGCAGCUCCUUGGACAAGAAGCGAUCGCUGCUCGACCAGAUCACCGCUCGCCAGGCGCCAGCGACAUCCAAGCUGAAGUCUCUUGCCCCGACGUUGAGGGCGAAGCCCGACCCCGGCCUUGCCGCUCUGAUCGAAUCCAGGAGGGCGUCCAAGGCGGAGAAGGCGAAGCGAGACGCGGCUGCCAUCGCCAAAGCAAAGGCCCUGAGGGGUACCGAGGUCAAAGGCCUGAGCGGCGUCGUGGGCAAGGACCACGCGCCGCAAAAGAGCGCCAUCAUGGUGGACAGCGACGAAGAUGACGAUGACGACUCGGACGAUGGGGAUGUCCAGGCACUCAUCGCCAGGAACGAGCAAGGGCAAAAGGCCGUUGACGAAGCCACGAGGCGGCGGGAGCGCGCGCUGCUGGAGAAGACGCGAGGUCCCGUCAAGAAGACGAGGAUCAUUCGUUCGGCGAAGGACAUGCGAGCUCGCUUGAUUCCUCCCAUGGACCAACUGCACCAGGCCAUAUUGGAGUGGGAUAUUUUCUUCCAAGGGAACGACCCGCCGAACCUGGGAGGCUGUGUUCGGGUGGCCGACACCUACAUGAACCCGGAUCAGUACCGGCAAACGUUCUGGAACCUGCUCAUAUCCGAAGCCUGGCGCUCGUUCGUGACGUCGAAGGACGAGGCCACGUCGAAGAGCUACGGCAUCCGGAUCGCGUCCCGGAUGACGGUUGAUCGAUUCCUCGAGGUGACGGCGAGCAUGCCCGCUGCCGAGAACAAGGAGCGCGGCCUCUCGGAGGGGGACAUCGUCCUCUUCUCCAAGUCGCCCUCGCCGCUCAACGACCCUGGCGAGGCGCAUGCCCUGGCCCGAAUCUGGAAGACGGCGUACAAGCGGGACUCUCUCGAGGUGACGUACCGCUUAAACUCCAAGAACAACCCGCUGCAAGGGAGCCUUCACAUCAACUCGGAGCUGUACGCGCUGAAGAUCACGAACAUGACGACCAUUGAGCGUGAGUAUGCGGCGCUCGAGAGCUUAAAGUAUUAUGAUCUUAUGGACGAGGUGCUCAAGGCGGAGCCGUCCCCCAUCCUGAAGUACAGCGAGGAUGCCGUUCGGCUCCUCAUGAACACCUACCAGCUCAACCCGGCCCAGGCGACGGCCAUCCUGGGAGCCAGGGACAACGACGGCUUCACGUGCGUACAAGGGCCGCCCGGCACGGGAAAGACCAAGACCAUCAUCGCCAUGGUCGGCGUCAUCAUGUCGACGAACGCGUCAAAGAAGAUACUGGUGUGUGCUCCCAGCAACGCGGCCGUGGAUGAGCUGGUGCUGCGACUCAAGCAAGGCGUCACGACGACGAAUGGCGCCCGGACAAAGGUCAACGUCCUACGUCUGGGCAGGAGCGACGCGAUCAACGCGGCCGUCAAGGAUGUGACGCUGGACGAACUGGUCAAGAAGCGCAUGGAGGGAGACACUACCAAGGAGAACCUCAAGGCCGACCGCGACAAGCUCCACUCGGAGGCCGCGGCGAUCAAGACCAAGUUGGCCGAGCUCAGGCCGCAGCUCGAAGCGGCUCGGGCGACCGACCCGGACCUUUUCUCGCGCCUGCGGAAUGAGACGGACGCGCUCCGGCUACAGCAGAGACGCAUCGGUUCGCAGAUCGACGCGGACAAGGAGAGCGGCAACACGCUCUCCCGCGAGAUGGAGAUCAGGCGCAAGAAGGUACAGCAGGAGAUCCUGGACUCGUCCCAGGUGCUUUGUGCCACGCUAAGCGGCAGUGGGCACGAGAUGUUCAAGAACCUCAGCGUGGACUUCGAGACGGUCAUCAUCGACGAGGCGGCGCAGUGCGUGGAGCUCAGCGCGCUGAUCCCGCUGAAAUACGGGUGUACCAAGUGCAUCCUCGUCGGCGACCCCAAGCAGCUGCCCCCGACGGUGCUGUCCCAGUCGGCGGCCAAGUUUGGGUACGACCAGAGUCUCUUCGUGCGGAUGCAGCGCAACCACCCGGAGUACGUGCACAUGCUCGACCGGCAGUACCGCAUGCACCCGGAGAUCAGCCAGUUCCCCAGCCAGGAAUUCUACGAGGGCAAGCUCGUGGACGGCGACGACAUGGCGGGCCUGCGGCUGCGGCCCUGGCACAGCAGCCCGUUGCUCGGGCCCUACCGGUUCUUCGACGUGGAGGGCAGUCAGGAGAGGGGGCAGAAAGGUCGGUCGUUGGUCAACGUACAGGAACUCAACGUGGCGAUGAAGAUCUACGAGCGGUUCCGCCGCGAUUACGGGCAGCAGCAGCAAGAGGACCUCAGGGGCAAGAUCGGCAUCAUCACGCCGUACAAGGCGCAGCUCUACGAGCUCCGAAACCGGUUCACGGGUCGGUACGGCGAAGGGGUGAUGCAGGAGAUCGAGUUCAACACUACGGAUGCGUUCCAGGGCCGGGAGUGCGAUAUCAUUAUCUUCUCGUGCGUACGAGCGAGCGCGACGGGCGGCAUCGGUUUCAUGCAGGACAUUCGGCGUAUGAACGUCGGUCUGACGCGUGCCAAGUCGUCUCUCUGGAUCCUGGGAGACUCGAGGGCACUGGUGCAGGGAGAGUUCUGGGCGAAGCUGAUCGAGGACGCGAAGCGUCGUAAACUGUACACGCGUGGCGACGUCAUCUCGAUGCUCUCGAAACCGAGUCAGGCUGCUGCUGCCCUGCCCCGGCCGGGACGGGAACCGGCUUUUCUUUCACUCUCUGCUCCCCCUGCCCGAGAGGCCAACAAGCACGAUGCGAAUAUCGUCCCCGCUCGACCUCUGGGCGGCCGCCCCACGGACAAUCGCGGACCUGCUCGGGAUGGGGAUCGAACUGAUAGCAUCAACGAGCGGGGCGAACCACGGCCGGCAGUGGCACGGGAUGCGGAUGCGCCACCGGUGAUCCAAACUCCGGCGAUACAGCCGUCGCGGAUGUCGGAUGCCAAGAAACGACCUCGAGAAGGAGAUGGCGACGGUGUGCCGACGGGAAAGCGGGUAUGUCUGACCAGGACGAAGAAGAAGAAGGGGAAGGAGACAACUUCGACGGCCGAUUCUGAUUCUGACCCAACCAUGACAGGUUGCCGCCGCGGCCGCGCCGUCCAACAACAACAACAACAACAACAACAACAACAACAAGCCUCGCGGCGGCCCGAGACCGAACGAACAGGCGAGGCCACCGCCGACGGGGCCCAAGGCGAUGAUGACGAGGGACCACAGGGAACAGCGGCCGGCGAAGCAAGCGACGGAUCCGUCGGCGAUGGUGGCUCUCGGUCUAGUACCCCCGGCACGGCCUCCACCUGUGCCAGCGGGAUCGAGUGGAACGACGUUUGGGAAUACGGCACCUGGUUUGGAUCUCGUGAACCGACUCCAGCAGAGGGUAAGCGAGCUCAAAUGUUCUUUUUAUCAACUAGCUAG